Molecule: messenger RNA, 1085 nt
Organism: Pelecanus crispus (Dalmatian pelican)
Lineage: Eukaryota; Metazoa; Chordata; Aves; Pelecaniformes; Pelecanidae
Gene: PRLHR
Product: prolactin releasing hormone receptor
Biological process (GO): G protein-coupled receptor signaling pathway
Cellular component (GO): neuron projection; plasma membrane
Molecular function (GO): neuropeptide binding; neuropeptide Y receptor activity
Source: RefSeq, a predicted model, not a curated record
CUGACGGCAGACGACAAAAGGAGUGAAAUGAUGAAUUCGGACAAUUUAACCUCCCAAAGCUUCCUCUCUGUGAUUCAUAGCAAUGCCAGCAAUUUAUUCUCAGGGCUCCAGUUUGUUCAGACCUUCAAGCCACUCAUCAUCCCCUGCUACUCGCUAGUGGUUUUUAUUGGUGUAAUUGGGAAUUACCUUCUCAUUUAUGUUAUCUGCAAGACAAAAAAAAUGCACAAUGUCACCAACUUUCUGGUAGGCAACCUGGCUUUCUCAGAUAUGCUCAUGUGUGCAACCUGUGUACCUCUGACUCUCGCGUAUGCCUUUGAGCCCAGAGGAUGGGUGUACGGGCGUUUCAUGUGCUACUUUGUUUUCCUGAUGCAACCUGUCACUGUGUUUGUGUCUGUCUUUACCUUGACUGUCAUAGCUGUGGAUAGGUAUUAUGCCAUGGUGUAUCCAUUCCGCAGGAGGCUCACAAUCCCUGUUUGUGCUUAUAUCCUGGCUGCUAUUUGGCUGCUGAGCUGUACUUUGGCUGCCCCGGCCUUGGUCCACACUUACCAUGCAGAGUUCCCAGAACUGGACUUCUCCAUCUGCGAGGAGUUUUGGUUCCACAUGAAAAGAGAUCGCUUAGCUUAUGCCUACAGUACUCUCAUCAUCACCUACGUACUGCCCUUGGCUGUCAUCUCCCUGUCCUACCUGAGAAUCUCAGUCAAGCUCAAAAAUCGUGUGGUUCCAGGAAACGUCACCCAGGGCCAAGCUGAGUGGGACCGAGCAAGGAGGAGAAAAACUUUUCGCUUGCUAGUCUUAGUGGUGGCAGCCUUUGGAGUCUGUUGGCUGCCUCUGCACAUCUUCAACAUGAUAAAGGACAUAGACAUCAGCUUGAUUGACAAGCAGUACUUCAAUUUUAUCCAGCUGCUGUGCCACUGGUUUGCAAUGAUGUCUGCUUGUACCAAUGCCUUCCUUUAUGCCUGGCUCCAUGACAGCUUCAGGGGGGAGCUGAAGAAAAUGUUUUCCCGGCGAAAGAAGAAAAUUGGACCCACUACAAAUUGCAUUAUGGCCAGUGUGGUGCUGUAAACGAGAGCUGGUAGGAGUGCACU